AUGGCGCAAGAGAUGCCUCCGGGACGACCGGGCAACCUGACGCCUGAGCAGGAGACGAAGCUCAAGGAGAUGUGGGCUGCGCUUCUAGACCUAUGCGGAGUAUCGCACGAGCAGAAUGGAACCGCGGCCGCAGUGAGCUCACCAACCCCAGCACCCCGAGAGACACCAGACAAGAAGACAAAGAAGAGCAGAUUAUCACUUUUCGGAAAGAAAGACAAGGAGAUUGCCGAUAGCGAGCCAGCAUCGGGUGUGGACAACGACAAGCACGGUCAGACGAAAGAGUUCCAGCAAGCGCUCGCUUCACUGUCUCCGGAGGCCCUUCGCGAUGCUCUCUGGAGCAUGUCGAAACACGAUCACCCAGACGCGCUCCUCCUGCGAUUCCUCCGCGCGCGAAAAUGGGACGUGCAAGCCGCGCUGGUCAUGUUGAUUGCGACCAUGCAUUGGAGGAGCCAAGAGAUGCACUUGGACGACGAGAUCAUGAUGCAAGGUGAAGGGCACGCAGUGCGACAGGCGAACUCUUCCGAUCCUGCGGAGAAGAAGGAGGGCGAGGACUUCUUGGUGCAAAUGCGGCUGGGCAAGUCGUUUUUGCACGGAGUGGAUAAGGAAGGGAGACCUUGCUGUUAUGUUCGCGCGAGAUUACAUCAUGGCGGAGAGCAGAGUGAGAAGAGUCUUGAGCGCCUCACUGUGUAUACUAUAGAGACUGCGCGGAUGUUGCUUCGGCCUCCGGUCGACACCGCGACCAUCGUCUUCGACCUCACCGACUUUAGCAUGGCCAACAUGGAUUAUACCCCGGUGAAAUUCAUGAUCAAAUGCUUCGAAGCCAAUUAUCCCGAGUCCCUCGGCAGCGUCAUCGUGUACAAGUCUCCAUGGCUCUUCCAAGGCAUCUGGAAGAUCAUCAAAGGCUGGCUUGACCCUGUGGUCGCCGGCAAAGUCCAUUUUGCCUCCAACCCCAACGAUCUCGAGCAGUGGAUCCCGCGCGAGCACAUGAUGAAAGAGCUGGGCGGCGACGAGGACUAUGUGUAUCAAUAUGUUGAACCCAAGGAGGGUGAAGAUGUGGAAAUGGCAAAGACAGCCGAGAAAGAGCCGAUACUGGCGGAGAGGAAGGAGUUGGUGGACUCAUUCGAAAGCGAGACGAUCUCAUGGAUGCACGGAAAUGACGCAGGCGAAGGCCGAUUGAGGUUGGCGCAGAGGUUGGCGGAGAAUUACUGGAAGUUGGAUCCAUAUGUGAGGGCCAAGUCGGUGUAUGAUCGAACGGGCGUGCUCGGGCCGAAGGGUGAGCUCAACUUCUACCCAGAGGAGAAGAAGCCGGUGUCUGCGUCUGCUGGAGGUGCGCAUGAUGAAUUGGAUUGA
This is a messenger RNA of Zymoseptoria tritici IPO323, 1350 nucleotides long. RefSeq lists its product as uncharacterized. The record is from RefSeq and is a predicted model, not a curated record. The transcript is spliced from 2 exons. Bases 1 to 1350 code for a protein of 449 amino acids. Lineage: Eukaryota; Fungi; Ascomycota; Dothideomycetes; Mycosphaerellales; Mycosphaerellaceae.